Molecule: messenger RNA, 1773 nt
Organism: Aureobasidium pullulans EXF-150
Lineage: Eukaryota; Fungi; Ascomycota; Dothideomycetes; Dothideales; Saccotheciaceae
Product: Phosphodiest-domain-containing protein
Exons: 1
Coding region: 1-1773 (590 amino acids)
Biological process (GO): nucleoside triphosphate metabolic process
Molecular function (GO): ribonucleoside triphosphate phosphatase activity; nucleoside triphosphate diphosphatase activity
Source: RefSeq, a predicted model, not a curated record
AUGAAAGAGCUGCCAGAACCCAGUCGUCGCGGUCCACGAGUCUGGAAGCUGACUGCCAUCCAUGUCGUUAUAAUAAUCGCCUUCUUCGGCCUCUUACUUGGUGCCUAUCUGGCUUCUCGCAACACCAACAAAGCUCGUCCUCUGUCGAAUGCCCUCAGCAAUGGCACCUCUGUCUUCGCACCCACUACCAUCCUCAUAUCGCUAGACGGCUUCCGCGCCGACUUCCUUCAUCGCAACAUCACGCCAUCUCUGAAUGCCUUUGUCCAAGCUGGUGUAUCACCCGAAUUUCUCAAUCCAAGCUUUCCUUCAAUCACAUUCCCAAAUCACAUGACGCUUGUUACUGGCCUGUACCCAGAAUCCCAUGGUGUGGUGGGUAACAGCUUCUGGGACCCUCAUUUGAAAGAGGAUUUCUUCUACACUGACCCCGCAAGAAGCAUGCAACCCAAAUGGUGGAACGCAGACCCUAUUUGGGUCACUGCAGAAGAGCAAAACGUUCGCGCUGCCAUUCACAUGUGGCCUGGAUCUGAAGCACAUAUUGGUGACAUUGAGCCUACCUAUGUUGACAAGUACAAAGGCCAUGAGCUGCUUGGCAAUAAGGUUGAUCGUAUUCUGGGUCUGCUUGAUCUUCCUGGGCCACUCGACAAGGAUGCAAAACCCGAAAGUCCACGACCGCAAUUGAUAGCCGCCUAUGUGCCGGAUGUUGAUCGUGAUGGUCAUUUGUAUGGUCCAAACGGCACUGAAAUCAGAUCUACCAUCUCUAGUGUCGACUCUAUGUUGGGUGAGCUGUUCUCUGGCCUAGAGCAGCGAAACCUGACCGAUAUCGUCAACAUUGUCAUUGUGUCCGACCAUGGUAUGGCUACGACCUCAACCUCUCGCUUAGUCCAGCUCGACGACAUCAUCGACAUGUCUCUUAUUGAGCGUAGCGAUGGAUGGCCAUUGUACGGAUUGCGUCCGAAGAACGACUCCGACAUCGAGCCUUUGUACAACCAUCUCAAGCAGGAAGCAGCUGCAAUGGAAGGAUUCGAUGUCUAUCUAAAAGAUCGCGACAUGCCCGAACGUUAUCACUUCUCGCGUAAUGACCGCAUCGCGCCUCUGUGGGUAAUACCCAGGACUGGAUGGGCUAUUGUGGUCAAGGAGGAAUUUAACGUGAAAGAGGCUAAAAAGACCGGCCAAGUUUACCACCCUCGAGGUGUACACGGAUACGACCACGAACAUCCGCUCAUGCGAGCCAUUUUCGUGGCUAGGGGACCUGCUUUCCCUCACACGCCUGGAAGCAAAGUUGAACCCUUCCAGAAUAUUGAGGUCUAUAAUCUUGUCUGCGACUCCGUUGGCAUUGUCCCUAAGCCGAACAAUGGCACGCUUCGCUUACCGCUUAAGCCUAUUGGUUUGCAUGACUCCAUGCCACCUACAGAGAUCCCGGAAGACAUGCCCGAGGACGUGCCAGAAGAUGUUUCCUCUACUUCUAUCGAAUCUAGCGAAACAAUCCCUUCCGCUGCGGCUUCUUCUACGACUGUGACGCAAGUGGCCGCAUCCUCGACGCCAGCGUCACGACCGGCCAUUGCCACCACAGAGGCCGCUGCUCCAUCGCGACCCGUCAUCCACGACGAUGUCAGUCCUGAAGACGAAGACAAGGAUGGUAAAGACACGAAUCUCUGGUGGGACUGGGUUAAGGGAAAACUUGACGGCGCCAAAGAAUGGGCGACCGGACUUUACGAUACAGUAUCGGACAAGAUUUCGAACACUGCUGCAUCUCCUUCGGAGGGCAGUGACUGA